AAUUGAGGCUUUGACUCCAAGUCUUGACUGGUCCUGAAAGCUGUGACCUCAACAGAAGCCAGCUACAGAUGGGCCACAAGCGCUCGAGGAUCUCUAAGGAAGAAACCCAGGCUUUCCUGUAGUGACAGUUACCAACUGGUCGGUUCUCCGGUGGGGGCGGGGCGAGGGAACUAAGGGAAGCGUCCUGAGUCACCAUGGAGACUGGGCACAGAAGCAGUCCUAGCUGCGAAAAGGAGUCCCACGAAAUCUGCUCCCCUGGAUUACUGGUGUUCACAGGGUGCUCCGAGCAAGAUGCCAACUUGGCUAAGCAAUUUUGGCUCGGGGCGUCCAUGUAUCCCCCUACGGAAUCUCAGCUGGUGCUGACCAGAGACAGCAGUCAGCGGCUACCGGUGGCGAGGCAUUCUAAAGCCCUUGUGAGGGAGAAAAAUCCUGUCUUGCCCUUCCCCUUUGAUCAUAACAAGGAGGUGAAUGUCUUUGCUAAAGUCCAGAAGAUUCAGGAAUCUGAAGAGAAAGCAAUGUAUCUCCAAAAGGCCAAAAAGAGAGAUGAGAUCCUCCAACUCUUAAGAAAACAAAGAGAAGAGAGAAUUUCGAAAGAAUCAAUUUCAUUACCUUAUAAAGCCAAAGCCAAAGUACCUGAAGCAAAGGAAGUCUCAUCAGAGUCAGACAAACAGGAAGAAGAAGAAGUCAAAGCCUUGGGAUGAUCUGAUUGACAUAUGGUAGCAGGUGACUGACAUGUAUUCACCUUUGAAGCAAAUUAUGCUAACAUCAGAAUCACUAGGUAAAAGAUAUGCAGAUUCCAGAAAUUUGACAACUACUAGCAUUCAUGUUAAAAUAGACUAAAAUAAAAGUUAAGAAUACAGA
This is a messenger RNA of Phodopus roborovskii (desert hamster), 861 nucleotides long. It is a transcript of the gene Hoatz, whose product is annotated as HOATZ cilia and flagella associated protein. The transcript has 6 exons. Lineage: Eukaryota; Metazoa; Chordata; Mammalia; Rodentia; Cricetidae. The coding region runs from base 195 to 701 and encodes 168 amino acids. The record is from RefSeq and is a predicted model, not a curated record. Gene Ontology annotation, biological process: cilium assembly.